Molecule: messenger RNA, 370 nt
Organism: Aspergillus pseudotamarii
Lineage: Eukaryota; Fungi; Ascomycota; Eurotiomycetes; Eurotiales; Aspergillaceae
Exons: 1
Coding region: 46-204 (52 amino acids)
Source: RefSeq, a predicted model, not a curated record
AUUAUUGACUCUUCUUCCGCUUGAGCUCGACUGAGCAGUUCUGACAUGGUCUAUGGAAAUGCGUGCCAAGAGGAAUUAUUACAUUGGCCUGCGAUCAUGAUGCUAGCGUCUGUGAUAGGAAUCAUCCUCGGUUCCUGGCGGUGGUCGCAGCCUUAUAUAGGAGGAAUCCAGGAUAGCGACAAUCAGUCUACCAUACUACUCUAGGCGGGUCCAAAGCUAUCUGGGUUGGAGGGGCGUUUAUGUAUAGACAAACUAUGCGACCCUGUGCGUCUUAACUAUCAUGCUACUUUGGUACAAGUUGUACUUUCUAAAUGUCAUUUGAUAUGGGGUCUGCAUACGCCAAACCCUUGACCGUUCAGAUAGAUUACUG